CACUAAGCGCCGCUACACACACAGUAACAGAAAACCCCGAAGAGAGCAGGAGCCGCCGAGAGCUCCUUCAGGACCCUGCAAAUUUGAGAUUUUUUUUUCCCAAAAAUUUCAGUUUGCACAAUUUUCACGACAAACCGUGUGACGGAUAGUAUCUGUGCGUGAACUUAUCUAUCCGAUCAAGAUGAAGUAUACCAUUCUGACACUGACGGUUGCGCUUUGUCUCGCAUUAGUGAGCUCGAAUCCGCUUCCGGAAAACGGUCUCGAUUCGAAGACCCUCGAUCGGCUAGUGAUGGCCGAAACUGACAAUGAGACGGCCCUGAGGAACAAACGGACGAUCGGCAUUCUACGACAGCUCUUUCCAGAUAUCUCCCAGGACGUGAACCCGGAAUCGGAGAAUCGAGUGAACGAAGCCGAAGCGGAAUCGCAGAAUAACGAAGUGCGGGUGCAAUUCGCGGACGAACCAGCGAAGGAAACAGAAGAGCUCACGCCAUUGAGUGAAAAUGAGACGGAGGUCAACGAAGAGGAGAACAGGGAUAAGAGACAAGGUACCACACAAUCGGGCAACUUUCUCUUCGAUCUUUUCAGGCAAGCGGCCGACGGGGCGGCAAGAGCGGCGGGCACGGUGUACCGUGUUGUCGCCGGUACACAGAGCCUCGGGCUCGGGUUAAGCGCCUCGCGUAACGUGGGCCCGGCGCCCCAGCAGGCCGCCCCCGCUGCUGCCAACAGCACCCCGACGUCCAACGCACCCUCGACAGCCGCCCCAGGAGCCGGCAUUCCACUACUGACGGCGAUCAGCAGCGGAAGUGACUCCUGGGGCAAUAACGAAGAAAAACCUGUAAUAGGACCGACGCAGGGUAUGACGGCAGCUAUAUCCGGUCCCCUUACCAGAUUACUCCUCAUCGCUAAUCGGGGAUGGGCGAAUCUCAUCGAAGACAUAGUACUUCGCGUAGCGGCUACGAGCGAAAGGUUUGUCAACUACAAGGCGAAAGUUAUCAAUUGGCUUAUCUAAGCUUAUUCGAGAAUCGGGAUGAGGAAGCACAGGGGCCUCACCGGCCUUGGUAUCAAUACAUGGACAUCAACGCCGAGCCGCCUCUGCCAGAAAGGAACACGGGUACGACGUUGGCAACAGGACCUCACGGUGUUGCCCCCUUGUUCCCGAGAUCCUGAAUUCACUUGCUUCGUCAAUGGCCGAGCUCUUUGUGAAAACACAAGACACUUCGUCACCAAACGUAUUCCUUUCUAAACGCGACGUCAACUCGAUUUCGCGUUCGACUUCGUUCACUCGGCUCUCUAUACAAUCCCCCCUUUCCAUCUACUCUUCUCUUUCUCCCUUUUUCUCUUUCUCUCUUUCUUUUUUUCUUUCUUUUCUUUUUUUCUUUCUUUGUUUCUCGUUUUUCGUCUUCUAUCUCUCUUCUUGCAUUUUUGUUUACUUCUCUGUAAUCGAUUAUUAAAACGAUAGAGAAAUUUCCGUAGACGGUCGUCGUUUUAAGACGAUCAAAAUUUUGUGGGAUGGCUCGCGCUGCCAUGGUACGAUGGAAACACACCGAGAGAGAGAGAGAGAGAGAGAGAGAUUUUGAAACUCGUGAAAUCGUGAUACGAAUUUGUGAUACGACACACUCGCCGUUGACAAUUCAAACGAAAUAAUUCAUACACCGACGACUACAGAUAACAAAUUUCUCCACCGCGCUUUCCCGCGUCUUUACGAGCCAUCCCUCGGCUUGGAAAAUAUAUCAAUUCGCGCUUAAAGUAAGAAUAAAAGUAAAUAAAUUUUUUUCUGUAGAAAAUAUAAUGUACAGAGCCUUACGAUCUCCUUCGAUCGUAACAUAAGACGCGUGCUGUUUGCAAGAUCGAAGAACACGUUGCUAAAUAUGCCCUUCGAUUAUUAUUGCGCGAACGAUGCGUUUCAAUCGCUCGUUGUCGAGCAUAAGAAUAAAUAAGAUAUCGCAAACUUGUAUAUAGCUUAUAGCGGAAUGGAACAGUGCCAGGCAUAAUAUUGUUUCUAUCUAUUCGUAUCUUUAACACUGCUUUCUUUGUUAUUUCUCAUAUAUAUCUAUUUCUCUCCUUCUCUACAAUUGCGGUGACGUAAAACUUGUGAAAUUUAGGUAAUUAAGUUUGCUAAAUACCGUUAAUAAUGAAAUCAGAAUUUCUCUGAUUAUAUUUUUUCUCAUGUAUUUCAAUUUGAUGUAAUUUGUAAAAGCCUGUCACUGCAACGAACCGUUGAAACAAAUUACUUCCCUUUUUGGAUUUUUCCGCUCCGGACAAAUCCAAUAAGCAAUGUAAUUUGAGGAAACGUAAUGUCAGCUCAUGAAACGCGGCGUUUCUCGUCCUUGAACCGAGCGUAUUAUUUUUCUCUGUAAAACGUCCCUGUUGUGUUGUAGUGCAAAUAAAUAUUAUUGUAAUAAAAAA
Molecule: messenger RNA, 2406 nt
Organism: Cataglyphis hispanica
Lineage: Eukaryota; Metazoa; Arthropoda; Insecta; Hymenoptera; Formicidae
Exons: 7
Coding region: 182-1009 (275 amino acids)
Source: RefSeq, a predicted model, not a curated record